CAAAACCAGUUACCAACUCAAAAGCCAAAAUCUAGUCAAAAACCUACACUUCCUGUCCAGAAAUCUACUGGUUCUGACAAAGAUUCACUAACUGACAGUGACCCUGAAAUCACAAUUAUUAAUCAGGAGUUGAAACCUGAGGAAAAGCCGGUUAAUCCUCUCAAAACCAACAACCAUGACCAAAAUCAAAAACCUACCAAAAAGCCGGAAAGUGAAGAAAAAUCAAAACCUGAUCAAAGGUCUUCAUCAAGCACACCAGUUCAAGAGCUUGAACCUCAAACAUCGAGCCUCACACCAAAACCCAACUACAAGCCUGGACCAGAAUUAUUGGAAGAUUCUGAUCUAAAUCUUUCGCCCAAACCGAAACCUGUCCAAGAACCACCUGGACAAAAGCUUACAACUGAUCGAGUCCUGAUCAAACCCCCUAAUCAAAAGCCUAAACCCAGCCAGAAAAUCCCAAGAAUAAACCAAACACCUAAGCUUAACCAAAAACCACCAACAGGCCAAAAGACUAAACCAAAUGUGAAGCCGAAACCUGAACAAACACCACAAACCAAUGGAGGGUUUAAAACACCUCGACCCGACCCAAUGCCUAAUCUCGAUCGCAAACCUGUGCCUGAAUCCGAAUCAAGUAAAACAUUCAAACCAAGGGUUCCCCCCAAACUCAGGCCACCAACCAGACCUACCAUUAAGUCGGGAGCAACUCCUGCUCAAAGGCCAAAACCAGCAAAGCCAAGUCCAAAGACCAAAACAGAGUUAGAUCCUCUUCAAAUCGGCAGCACUACUUCAGAUGGCAUACAAAACUCUCAAACCGACAUGCCGCCUGCAUCGGGCCCUGUAAGACAGAUUGCUGAAGUGACUCAUUCCCCAGGGGACACAGAGUUGAAAACUAUCACUCUGGGUCCAAAGACUGCACCCUUCCCUCACCUUACAAUGAGCCCAAACAGCAGGAUUACGUCUGAUCUGAGACCACAAACAGCUGGUCAAGUACCAUCCAUCCCAAUGACAACAAGACCAAACAAAAUUAUGCAUGAGAUCUUUCCAGGUGUUAUCCCUAGUGCCAGUCCAGGAUCCACAAAGCCAAAACAAGCCUCUAAAACAGACUCCAGGUUACAAGCUCACAAUGUGGAGGAAACAGCACCCAGUCAAACUCCAGAACCAGACAUAAUGGUGAUUCCAGUCCCUUCCCCCAGAACCCAAACUACCUCCACAACCAGCCCUGACCUCAGGUCAACAACCCCUGCCACCUCUGGCCCCGAGCCCUUGGCUGCUGAAGCUUCCACUCCCAGUGCACGUGAGCUGCGAGUGAAAAUCAACCAGGUGGCUGCUUUCUUCAAUAACAGCCUGAGUCCAAAUGAAAGACCGCUUGACAGGCGUCCAAAAGAGCACCCAGAGGACAACCAGGGAGGCAGCAGGCCUGACCGGACAGACAGCAAACUACCAUCCAAAGUCACCUUGUUGAGGAGAGACUGCUCCGAGUACCGGCUCAGAAAGGAGACAAAAAGCGGAGUGUACCUGGUGACCCCUGACCUCCGCGGCAGGAGCUUCCGAGUCUUCUGUGACAUGGAGCUGGAUGGAGGAGGAUGGACGGUGCUGCAGCGGAGACAGGAUGGCAGCGUCAGCUUCAACCGCACCUGGGCUGAGUACCGAUCAGGCUUUGGGGAGCUGGACGGAGGGGAGUUUUGGCUGGGCAAUAAUUUGAUCCACCUGUUGACCCGGGACGGGGACAUGGUGCUGCGGGUGGAGCUGGAGGACUUUGAUGGAGUGAUGGAGCAUGCAGAGUACGAGCAGUUCAGGGUGGCGAAUGAACGGCUGCGCUACAGGCUGACAGUCGGCAGGUACUCGGGUACCGCAGGUGAUGCUCUGCGCUUCAGCAAAAGUUAUGAUCACAACAACAGGGCGUUCACCACCCCGGACAGGGACCACGACCGAUAUCCAUCCGGCAACUGCGGCGCCUACUACAGCUCCGGCUGGUGGUUUGAUGCCUGCAUGGCUGCAAACCUCAAUGGGAGAUACUAUGUGGGGAAGUACAAAGGAGUCCGGGAUGGGAUUUUCUGGGGGACGUGGCAUAACAUAUCUACAGAGUAUUACCUUACAAAUUACAGACAGUCUUUUAAAACUGUCAGGAUGAUGAUCAGACCGAAAGGCUUCACACCAUGAGACGUGACUCUCUGCUACAGCAUGAUGGGAAAUAGACAUUAAAGGGUCUAAUUACUAACUACUAACAACCAUAAGAUGCUCUUUACAGUUCAAUAAAACCUAAUAUACUAUCCACACAGUUAUUGUACGCUAUAACCACAAUGCUGCCACCUUGUGGUGUUUGAUUCUGCAACAUUUGUUUACAGGAAGAACUGAGGAUGUACAUAGUCACAGAGGUUAUCGUCCUUAUUAUAUAGUGUCUUCUUUUAUAACCUUAACUUGUCAUUGAGAGUGUAAUGUGUUUAAUGACGAUGGAGGAUAAUCCUCUUGUAAAGACAGUCUGAAUUUUGACGGGUAUGUAGCAACAGAGACGGAUAUUUUUUUAUUAAAGUACUGGAAGGCCAGUUGAUGGUUGAUUGAAGCUGUUUUUUUUUUGUUAAGAUAAAUAAAAGUUAUAAAUAGAAGGCGUUUGUAUUUGUUUCUGCUUCUUUUUUUGUUUAUAUAUUUUCUUUAAACUCAAAUACAAAAUAAUCAAUAAAACCAACACACAUUCCUAUAAUGAAGUAGAUGUGAGCAAACUGUUCAAGACUCAGUUUCCCUACAGGCUUUGCGGCAUAGACGACGAUG
Larimichthys crocea (large yellow croaker) is the source of this 2766-nucleotide messenger RNA. Its product is annotated as angiopoietin-related protein 7-like. The record is from RefSeq and is a predicted model, not a curated record. Gene Ontology annotation, molecular function: extracellular matrix structural constituent; protein-macromolecule adaptor activity. NCBI's taxonomy places the organism in Eukaryota, Metazoa, Chordata, Actinopteri, Sciaenidae. The transcript has 2 exons. Gene Ontology annotation, cellular component: fibrinogen complex. Bases 589 to 2160 code for a protein of 523 amino acids. Gene Ontology annotation, biological process: blood coagulation, common pathway; blood coagulation; platelet aggregation.